AUGGAUACGAAGCGUGGCACGAAGCUGCUCAUCUCUGGAUGGUGGGGCAUGUGUCGCCAUCCUAACUACUUUGGCGAUCUCUUGAUGGCUCUUGCAUGGUCUCUUCCGACCGGGUUUGAGACUCCGGUCACAUACUUCUAUGUCUCUUAUUUCCUGGUUCUGUUGAUGCACCGCCAAUAUCGGGACGACGAGAACUGCGAGAAGAAAUACGGCGAAGACUGGCAUAAAUAUAAGCAGCUGGUUUCGUACCGCAUUGUCCCCUACAUUUACUAGGAAGCAUUUUGCUUCAUUCUGACCUCAUAAUGAUCCCUUCGUAGGCGCAACCGUUAAUAUAAAUUUCUCACAGACCGAAAGAGUGUUCGCGUCACAAACCUCUGACGUUAGUGCACAGACAGUCGUUGGGCAA
This is a messenger RNA of Phanerochaete carnosa HHB-10118-sp, 406 nucleotides long. RefSeq lists its product as uncharacterized. NCBI's taxonomy places the organism in Eukaryota, Fungi, Basidiomycota, Agaricomycetes, Polyporales, Phanerochaetaceae. Bases 1 to 273 code for a protein of 90 amino acids. Gene Ontology annotation, biological process: ergosterol biosynthetic process. Gene Ontology annotation, cellular component: endoplasmic reticulum membrane. The transcript has 3 exons. The record is from RefSeq and is a predicted model, not a curated record. Gene Ontology annotation, molecular function: Delta14-sterol reductase activity.